Molecule: messenger RNA, 391 nt
Organism: Astrephomene gubernaculifera
Lineage: Eukaryota; Viridiplantae; Chlorophyta; Chlorophyceae; Chlamydomonadales; Astrephomenaceae
Source: the annotation of a GenBank genome assembly
CUGAGGCGAGGCUGAAGAAGCAGCUGCAGGAGGGCCGCGUCGCUCGGGCAGCCCGGCAAGUAGCCGCCGUGACUGGCCAGGGAGCAGCGGAGGGCGGUGGCGGUGGCGGCGGGGAGGCAGCGAGCAUGGAUGUGGACUCAGCGGCCCCUCAGGCCGGUGCUGCUGCUGCUGCUGGUGGUAGUGGCGGUAAUGUUGACAAUGGUGGCACGAGAGCCGCCGCCCCCGCAGCCGCUGUCACGUCGGGCCGCUGCUACUACACAGCUUUAUCGCGCCUGGUGAAGGGAGCAGGUCUGACUCCCGCGCAGCUCACCGCACUCAACCUGGAUCGCACCGCACAGCUGGAGGCGGCUGCGCAGCGGUGGGGGGACAGCGGCCAGACGGGGACAGGGAC